Messenger RNA from Cyprinus carpio (common carp), 3643 nucleotides. RefSeq names its product pyruvate carboxylase a (gene pcxa). Gene Ontology annotation, biological process: gluconeogenesis; pyruvate metabolic process. Gene Ontology annotation, cellular component: cytoplasm. Gene Ontology annotation, molecular function: metal ion binding; ATP binding; pyruvate carboxylase activity. The transcript has 20 exons. NCBI's taxonomy places the organism in Eukaryota, Metazoa, Chordata, Actinopteri, Cypriniformes, Cyprinidae. The coding region runs from base 24 to 3569 and encodes 1181 amino acids. The record is from RefSeq and is a predicted model, not a curated record.
CUAUCUUUGCUCUCGCUUAUUAGAUGCUGCUGCAGGUGGGAGGAAAGCGAUCUGCCCUGGGCCUGUUGGCCAUCAGGAGGGUGUGGAGUAUGACCCGCUCCGCCCAUACCGCAUCCCAGACACUGGAAUACAAACCCAUCAAAAAGGUCAUGGUGGCCAACAGAGGAGAGAUUGCCAUCCGCGUGUUCAGAGCCUGCACAGAGCUGGGGAUCCGCACAGUGGCCGUCUACUCUGAGCAGGACACGGGCCAGAUGCACAGACAAAAGGCAGAUGAAGCUUACCUCAUCGGGAAGGGGCUGCUGCCUGUAGCAGCCUACCUGCAUAUACCAGACAUCAUCAAAGUGGCCAAGGAGAAUGACGUGGAUGCCAUCCACCCAGGUUACGGCUUCCUGUCAGAGCGAGCAGAUUUUGCUCAGGCGUGCGUGGAUGCUGGGGUACGUUUUAUCGGCCCCACCCCAGACGUGGUGCGCAAGAUGGGGGACAAAGUUGAGGCCCGUUCCAUUGCCAUCAGUGCAGGUGUGCCGGUCGUACCUGGAACAGACGCUCCCAUCUCGUCUUUGCAACAAGCUCAAGAGUUCUCCAACAGCUACGGCUUCCCGAUCAUCUUCAAGGCUGCUUAUGGGGGCGGAGGACGUGGAAUGCGAGUGGUCAGGGAGUAUGAGGAACUAGAGGAGAAUUAUCAGCGUGCGUACUCUGAGGCCCUGGCAGCCUUUGGCAAUGGAGCUCUGUUUGUGGAAAAGUUCAUUGAGAAACCCAGACACAUCGAGGUGCAGAUCUUGGGCGAUAAAUACGGCAAUGUCAUUCACUUGUACGAGAGGGACUGCUCUAUCCAGAGGAGACACCAGAAGGUGGUGGAGAUCGCACCGGCCGCACAGCUGGACCCACACCUCAGAGACAGACUCACUGCUGACUCCGUGAACCUCGCUCGACAGGUCGGUUAUGAGAAUGCAGGCACAGUGGAGUUCCUGGUGGAUAAACACGGUAAACAUUACUUCAUCGAGGUCAACUCCCGUCUGCAGGUGGAGCACACAGUUACUGAGGAGAUCACAGAUGUGGAUCUGGUACACGCUCAGCUGAGAGUGUGUGAAGGUCGCAGCCUGCCAGAGCUGGGCUUGAAACAGGACAAGAUACGGAUCAAUGGCUAUGCCAUCCAGUGCCGUGUGACCACAGAGGACCCGGCACGUGGCUUCCAGCCUGACACGGGAAGAUUGGAGGUCUUUCGCAGUGGAGAGGGCAUGGGUAUCAGGCUGGACAGCGCGUCUGCUUUCCAGGGUGCUGUCAUCUCCCCUCAUUACGAUUCACUGCUGGUGAAAGUCAUCGCCAGUGGAAAGGAUCUGCCAGCGGCCUCUGCCAAAAUGAGCCGAGCUUUAGCGGAGUUCCGCGUCAGGGGGGUCAAGACAAACAUCCCGUUCCUCCAGAACGUGCUGAGUAAUAAUCAGUUCCUGAAUGCGACGGUAGAUACUCAGUUCAUCGACGAGAAUCCAGAUCUCUUCAACCUCAAACCCGUGCAGAACCGAGCCCAGAAACUGCUUCACUACCUGGGGCAUGUUAUGGUGAACGGCCCGACUACUCCGAUACCUGUCAAGGCUAAGCCUUCUCCCAUCGAUCCGGUCAUCCCACCAGUACCCCUCGGUGAGCCACCAGUGGGUUUCAGGGAUGUGCUGCUGAGAGAGGGUCCAGAUGGUUUUGCGAAGGCGGUACGUGCCCACCAGGGUCUGCUGCUUAUGGACACUACGUUCAGAGACGCCCACCAGUCCCUCCUGGCCACUCGUGUACGCACUCACGACCUCAAACGGAUUGCGCCUUUUGUGGCUCACAGCUUCAGCAACCUCUUCAGUGUGGAAAACUGGGGAGGCGCUACAUUUGAUGUAGCAAUGCGUUUCCUAUGUGAGUGUCCCUGGAGAAGGCUGCAAGAAAUGAGGGCUCUGAUGCCAAAUGUGCCUUUUCAGAUGCUUCUGAGAGGUGCCAACGCCGUUGGAUACACCAACUACCCUGACAAUGCCGUCUUCAAGUUCUGUGAGGUGGCCAAAGAAAACGGUAUGGACAUCUUCCGUGUGUUUGACUCGUUGAACUAUCUUCCAAACAUGCUCUUGGGGAUGGAGGCAGCAGGUGCAGCAGGAGGAGUGGUGGAGGCUGCCAUCUCGUACACUGGCGAUGUUUCCGACCCCACAAGGCAGAAAUAUUCUUUAGACUACUAUCUCAAACUAGCAGAUGAACUGGUCAAGGCUGGAACACACAUCCUCUGUAUCAAGGACAUGGCGGGUCUCCUAAAGCCUGACUCUGGCCAUUUGCUGGUGAGCGCGUUGAGGGACCGUUUCCCAAACGUGCCGAUCCAUGUGCACACUCACGACACCGCAGGGGCCGGAGUGGCUGCCAUGCUGGCGUGUGCAGAGGCUGGAGCAGACAUUGUGGAUGUGGCGGUUGACUCCAUGGCGGGAAUGACGUCCCAGCCCAGCAUGGGCGCCAUUGUGGCAUGUACCAAAGGCACCAAACUCAAUACUGGCAUCUCUCUCGAGAAGGUCUUUGACUACAGUGAGUAUUGGGAGGUGACCCGAGGCCUUUAUGCUCCGUUUGACUGUACUGCCACCAUGAAGUCUGGGAAUGCUGAUGUCUAUGAGAACGAGAUCCCAGGUGGCCAGUACACCAAUCUCCACUUUCAAGCACACAGUAUGGGGCUGGGGAACAAGUUUAAGGAGGUGAAGAAAGCCUACGCAGAAGCCAACAAGCUGCUCGGUGACCUCAUCAAAGUGACACCCUCCUCUAAGAUUGUGGGCGAUCUGGCACAGUUCAUGGUGCAGAACUCUCUGACUCGGGCAGAGGUGGAGGAGAGAGCGGAUGAGUUGUCUUUCCCCCUCUCCGUGGUGGAGUUCCUGCAAGGACACAUCGGCAUCCCUCAUGGAGGCUUCCCGGAGCCCUUCAGAUCAAAGGUUUUGAAGUCUCUUCCCCGUGUGGAAGGGCGUCCUGGAGCCUCCCUGCCCCCCAUGGAUUUCCAGGUCUUGGAGAAGCAGCUGCGAGAUGCACACGGUGAUGAAAUCACCCCGGAGGAUGUGAUGUCUGCGGCCAUGUACCCCAAAGUGUUCCAGGAGUUCAAAGAAUUCACCAGAACCUUUGGCCCUGUGGAUUGUCUGGACACUAGACUCUUCCUGGAUGGACCCAAGAUUGCUGAAGAGUUUGAGGUGGAGUUGGAGAGAGGCAAGACGCUUCAUAUCAAGGCUCUGGCUCUAGGAGACCUUAAUAAAGCCGGUCAGAGAGAGGUUUUCUUCGAGCUCAAUGGUCAGCUGAGAUCUGUCCUGGUCAAAGACACCAUGGCCAUGAAGGAGAUGCAUUUCCACCCUAAAGCCCUGAAGGACGUUCGUGGACAGAUUGGCGCUCCCAUGCCUGGUAAGGUUGUGGAGGUGAAAGUGAAGCAGGGCCAGCAGGUGGAGAAAGGACAACCGCUCUGCGUCCUCAGCGCCAUGAAGAUGGAGACGGUGGUGAACUCGCCGCUUUCCGGCACCGUGGCCAAGAUCUACGUGACCGCCGACAGCACUCUGGAAGGAGACGAUCUUAUUCUGGAGAUCACUGAAUAGAUAUCAUGAAGUCCAACAGCAGGGAACAUAACACAUCACCACAGCCAAUCCCUGCAAGGCUAAACACACACACA